UAGUAAAACAAUUAUUUAUAACUAUCUAACAUAAUUAUUCAGUUUCAAAUCACUCAUUCGAAUUGAAAUAGUGAGAAUAGUCGCAUCUGGCAUAGCUUUUGGAAAAUCGUAAAAAAUACAAAAUGGCUUUCAUUCUACGUAAGACUUUAGUUCUUAACAAUAUCAGGCAAUACCACAGGCAUUUAGCUUUGACUGAUACAUCAGCUUUUAAAGUUAAGAAUAAGGAAGCGCUAUUGAAAGUUCUCCCAGAAGUUAUAGAUACUGUCUGCAAGGGACCAACUUUGUCAACACAGCCGAAAGUUGCGAAUUGGGUGAAAGACAUGUUGGAGUACAUAUUACUUGGGGCGAGUCUUAGGAGAGCAAACGACGUCACAGCUGCUUACGUCAUGUUCGAAUCCCCCGAAAACAUCACUGAGGAGAAAAUUCAUUCAUCACACAUCCUGGGCUGGUGUACAGAAAUGACAUACGCUUUCGGAUGCAUCGUAGAUGAUAUCAUGGACUCGGCAAGUUUACGUCGCAACAAACUUUGUUGGUACAGACGGCCAAAUGUUGGCGUAAAUGCGGUGAACGACACCAUUCUGUUACAUCAGGCGAUCUUGGAGAUACUGGAGAUCAAGUUUGGGCAUACACCCGAAUAUACUGAUUUAGUAAAAAUAGUUAAUAAUGCCAUUUACGUCUUCGGGAUUGGACAACAAUUAGAAAACUUCACAGUGUACACCAAAAAGAGGAACAAUCUCGAUUGUUUUACUUUCGAGAAUUUCAAGAAUAUUGCCAUACGCAAGGCAGCCUACGCCACUACGAAAUACCCAUUACUACUGGGCCUCACGUUGAUGAAGGAUAGACAGAAGAAAGCCAAGAAAGAAUGGAUCGAUAUAUGCCUCGAUAUCGGGCCGCUUUAUCAAAUACAUGCAAACUACGUUACUAAUUUACUAAUCAACCUGCAUUUCUGUUACCAGAAUGACUACUCAGACGUCUAUGAGAAGGAAAGCGAGUCGGGCAAAACGGGCAACGACAUUCAGGAAGGAAAACUGACGUGGCUUGCACUAACAGCUUUACCGCGCUGCAACGAGCAACAACUCGCUACAUUCAAGGAAUUCUAUGGAAGCCCUGACCCUGAACACGUAAAACAGAUCAAGCAAAUCUAUGACGACUUAAAAUUGCCGAAACUUUACGAAGAGUCUGAAAGUAAAAUGUACAAUGAAUUGCUGGGAAGAAUUAGAGCGUUGCCAACUGAACCCGAGAGAAAGUUUUUCUUGAAUCUUUUGGGAGAGUGGUAUAAAGCUGGGUAUUAAUUGUUUAUCAGCAAUUUUGAUGGGCCCUUGUAAACUGUAGUGCCUUCGAUGAAUAAAAAUGUAGAUUCCUAUUAA
Molecule: messenger RNA, 1367 nt
Organism: Trichoplusia ni (cabbage looper)
Lineage: Eukaryota; Metazoa; Arthropoda; Insecta; Lepidoptera; Noctuidae
Product: farnesyl pyrophosphate synthase 1-like
Exons: 5
Coding region: 123-1292 (389 amino acids)
Biological process (GO): trans, trans-farnesyl diphosphate biosynthetic process
Cellular component (GO): cytoplasm
Molecular function (GO): dimethylallyltranstransferase activity; (2E,6E)-farnesyl diphosphate synthase activity
Source: RefSeq, a predicted model, not a curated record